This is a messenger RNA of Clunio marinus, 2763 nucleotides long. The record is from the annotation of a GenBank genome assembly. Lineage: Eukaryota; Metazoa; Arthropoda; Insecta; Diptera; Chironomidae.
AUGCUGAAAGAAUCUGAUGAGUCUCCUGGGAUGUAUUUAAGAGAUGAUUUCUUGGGCGGUCCAACCGAAUUACGUGCACCAACUGCGGAACGAGCUGCUUUAUUUUUAGACGCUGCAUUAGCCGGACGUACGAGUAGCAUUUAUGAGCCGGCAUUAAUUUUCACUCUGCACGUCUAUCAAUACAGCUUGGCGGGAAAAGGAGGCGUUGCUGGAGGGAGAAGUCGUUUACAUCUUAUUGACUUAGGAGGGUGUGCUAAUCGAAGUGGUGGUUUGCCAUUAUCAGGCAUUGGAAAUGUUGUUUUAUCAAUUUUAAGUGGACAACGCCACACACCAAAUCGAGAACAUCCCCUGACGCCUUUAUUGAAAGACUGCUUAGCACCAUUAACAUGUCACGUCGCAAUCAUCGCUCAUGUCACUCAUUCACAGACUCACACAGAUUCAUUGACGACAAUUCAAUUAGCAUCACGUAUUCAUAGAUUGCGAAGAAGAAAGCAUCGCUUUCCAUUAUCGGGAGAUAAAAGCGGGGGUGGUGGUGGAAAUCUACAAUCAGGCAGUUCAAGUGGUCCCGAUCCAUCGAGUUCUGAUUUCUCUGCUGACACUGUCAUUUAUGUUGGACCAUGCCCUGACGAUGCUACUGACAAUGAACAUCCGCCCGUCUUCCUCCCCAAUCUCAACUCAGGAGAUAAUCGAUGUGCCAUGAAUAAAGUGUUGAAAGGUUCUGUCGUUGAGAAGAAUGUUCUUUGUAAAUCGCCAAUUAAAAAAGUUAAUUCACAAAAACCCAUACAAAGUCCAUCCCACCAAAAGUCUGAUAGUCUCAAAAGGAAUCAAUCAAAAGCUUCACAUGAUAAUUCAUCAUCACAACCUUUAAAUGAUCAUACAGUUUAUGCUCAGGUCGUUACUGCAAAUACAACAAAAAUUGUUGGUGGUGCUUUGAAACAUUCAAGUGUAAGUAAAGGUUCGAAUUUUCCAACACCAAAGAAUUCACCACUUCGUCGUAAUCCAUCAACAACGACACACGAAAGUCCGAAACGAGUGAGUGAAGAGAAAUGGAUUGAUGGGCCGAGAGUGUCGAGACUUAAGGUUGCAGAGGCUCGUCAUUUAAUGCGAGAAAUUAAUCACGUAAAGCAAUGUGAAACGUGGAUUGAUGGGCCUAAUAUAAAGUCAGCAACAACUGCAGUUCCUACUACGAGUCAAGGCACAAGUUAUGGUUACAUGGAUAGUCAUAAGAAGACAAUGAUUCGACAAUGGGUUGAGAAUCAAACAUCACAAAUCUUCCAAUCGACAGGAACUAACACUGCCACAACAACAACCGUUCAAUAUCAUCAAUUUUAUAAGAAUCAACAACAGAAGCUUGAAACAUCACAGCAACCGAAGAAUGACGAUGAUCAUAGUUCAAUAAGCUCAAAGAACGAAGAAUUUGUCAAUCCAUUAACUGCUGGUCUAACGAAUAUUCCAACAGGAACUGUUAAUUUCUCAGAAAGCUCCAUCAAGACUGGCUUGAAACAAACCACCGAUUAUGAUCAAGAUGUUCAAUCUGAAAAGUCAAUGUCACAUGUAAGUGAGACACGACAAUCAGCAACAGGCGGUGGAGACGUUGAAGAAGAAGAUCAAGAUAGCGGACCGUCUGAAGGUCCACCCGCAUUGCCUUUAAUUGACCCUCUUAGCUCGAGAGAAGUUUCACGUCACGUAUCACGAGAGAGUUUAUGUCAAAACGUCAUGAUGAUGGAUUGCGCUCUACAAGUUUCCGAAGACGAUAUCGCAAAAGCGAUGGGAGGUGAACAUCCACUUUCUGCUCUUAGCAAUGGUGACAUUUCUGUUGUUUCAAGCUUUAAUGUUGGUGAUACAUUCAGUGAGUGUGUCAUUGGAGAUUCUGCAAGAAAUCAAUUUGAUCAACUUGCACGAUUACGAGAACUUUUUACAUCACAACUAGCGAUGGCUGAAGUGAUUCCAGCUUUUCGAAUUGGAGAUUCUGGAAGUGUUUAUAGUGAACCGGCAUUUCGUUUUAAUACCGGUCCCGGUAGUGUAUGUAGUGAACCAGUUUAUAGAGCCCCUAGUCCUAGAUGUCGAGACUGUAGACAAUCAAUUAGUCGAACGCCUAGUCAAACAUCUCUUCCGAGCUUAAAUGGAAUUGUAGCUAUAGCUGGAAUGGAACCAUAUGCUUCUUUACGUCAUCCCGAUGGUGCUUCCGAUCCUAACAUUAAAAAGUCUUUAGAGAAUUGCGAAGCAGAGGAGAAAAUUGAAAUUCAUAUCAAAGAGAAUCCUUUAGCUGAGUUAUGUGAGACUGAUUUGAAUGACUCUGUUAAAACUCCGCUGUUAUUGCAUACAAAACCACCCCCACAUCUUCCUUUAUUACCAAUUUCAACACCUGAAGCUUAUGACAGUGGUCAUGAUUCAACGCCGAGAGCUUCAAAGCAUUCUGGAAUAUCAAGACGAGCUGAAAGCGGUUAUCAUUCCGUUGCAACUGUUCGAGAUAGCGACGAAUCAAGCUUCAGUUCGUCAGCGUCACGUCCCAAUCCAAACUCAAAGGAAAAGGAGAAAGAAAAGGAAACAAGUCAGAAAGCAAGUAAAAAGAAGAAUAGACAAGAUAAGUCGCUUUGUCAGUGGUUAAGAAAUCCAUUUACCUGCACUUAUCCCGACACCGAAGGCGACUUGUUUGUUUUCGAUUCUGUUUAUAAAUAUCAAAAAAAUGUAAUGAAAUACGGAAAGAAGUUUGGAUCAGAAAUCAAUUCAUCAGUUAAUCAGUCACAACAUAAUUUGGCAUAA